Molecule: messenger RNA, 1380 nt
Organism: Orbilia oligospora ATCC 24927
Lineage: Eukaryota; Fungi; Ascomycota; Orbiliomycetes; Orbiliales; Orbiliaceae
Exons: 3
Coding region: 1-1380 (459 amino acids)
Biological process (GO): regulation of RNA metabolic process; regulation of gene expression
Cellular component (GO): nucleus; cytoplasm
Molecular function (GO): mRNA binding
Source: RefSeq, a predicted model, not a curated record
AUGAGUUCCGCCGAUGUAAAGCCGGAAUCGUCGCAGUCAAGCGUCACUUUGACAGCUUCUGCCCCUGAACCAACUACAAUCACAACUACAACGACCACAAAGCGACCUCUCGAGGAUCCAUCGUCGCCGACUGCGCCUAACGAACCAGAUGCAAAACGUCCGGCUUUAGACAAAGGUGGCCCGGUCAAGGGUGAACCAAACGAGUUCAUCGCAGAAGCCAAGUCGGAAGCCGAUGGAGACACCAAAGUCCCCGAUGCCCCACAGGCUCUAACCUCUAGCAUUCAGCCCGUAGAUGAAUCGAACUGGAUCCACGUGAGGGCUUUGAUCACUAGUGCUGAGGCUGCUACCGUGAUUGGUAAGGGUGGUGAGAACGUAACACAGAUCAGGAGAUUAUCUGAAGCGAAGUGCACUGUUUCCGAAUACACCAGAGGAGCAGUAGAAAGGAUACUAACAGUCAGCGGUGGUGUUGACGCUGUUGCAAAGGCUUUCGGGUUAAUCAUACGAACCAUCAACAGCGAACCUCUCAGCUCGGCUUCCACCCAGAACUCGAAGACUUUCCCUCUUCGUCUAUUGAUUCCGCAUAUUCUUAUUGGUUCCAUCAUUGGGAAAGGUGGAAUGCGCAUCAGGGAAAUUCAAGAUGCUUCUGGGGCUCGACUCAAUGCUUCGGAUUCCUGUCUUCCGCUUUCCACUGAGAGAUCAUUAAUGGUUGUUGGUGUUGCAGAUGCCGUUCACAUUGCGACAUACUACGUUGCCACGACCUUAGUCGAGCAGCUGACGGAAAGAUUUGGUGGCCCUGCUGCAUCUGCUUACGCUUCGCGAUCUGGAGGACCUGCCGGAGCCGUCCCUGGCGGAAUGCAGGUUGUGCCAUACACACCCCAACCUGCCUUUGGUAAUUAUGGUCACCCCGAUAAUUACCGACGUCAUAACAACCAGGCGCAGCGAACUCCAGCAAAUCCUUACGGAAUCCCCUACUUGCACGGUCAACCACCUGUGCAACAACCAGCCGCGCCCAUUCACUAUGCUGACCCUUCAGCACAACCCGCAUACAGCGGUGCUGGACCUCACCAACCCACCGUUCCUCACCAUGGUGCCCAUACCGGUCCCGCCGCACAAGGCCACGGCAAUAUGGCGGCCAUGAUUCCUGGAGCACCCUUGACCCAGCAAAUCUAUAUUCCCAAUGACAUGGUUGGCGCUAUCAUCGGAAAAGGUGGUGCGAAGAUUAACGAGAUCAGGCAACUUAGCGGAAGUGUUAUCAAGAUCAACGAACCCCAAGACAACAGUAAUGAGAGGCUAGUCACAAUCACUGGUACUCAGGAAUGUAACCAGAUGGCAUUGUACAUGCUUUAUUCAAGGCUGGAGAGCGAAAAACACAGAAUUUAA